Messenger RNA from Gongylonema pulchrum, 1341 nucleotides. Lineage: Eukaryota; Metazoa; Nematoda; Chromadorea; Rhabditida; Gongylonematidae. The record is from the annotation of a GenBank genome assembly.
AUGGCUGAAGUAAUGGAUACAGAAGCCAUUCUCUCAAAAGAAUUGCCGCCUCCGCCGCAGACAUGGGAAAAUAACGAGGAAACGGCAUUGCGAAGCGAUCAUGGUGAUGAUGACAGUGAUAGUGGAAAAAAGGCAAAAAAGAAACGCAAGCAUAAGCACAGUCAUGGUUCCAGUAGCGACGAAGACGAAAAACGGAAACAUAAAAAGCAUCGACAUAAAAAAAAGAAAGAAAAAAAGGCAAAAAAAGCAAAGAAGGAGAAGAGGAAGAAAAAAGAGCUCUGCAGGGAGCUUAGCGAAGCGGAUCUCGAAGAACUGGAGAAACGAAAGAAAGCACUGGAACAGAAACUGAGGAGAGAGCUUGAGCAGAAGAACAAAGGUACGAUCGCUGAACGAAAUGGCACCCUCUCAGAUGCUGGCAGUAAUAGCUCCUCAGGUAUGCUAGAAAAAGAAUAUAAAGGAAAGUGGGAUGAGGAAUCUGAUGAAGAACAAGAGGACCAAAAGCGCAAGGAGGAAAGUGCAAAAGUAGAACGCCAGGCCAUCGAAAGUAUGGAGAAGCGUCGAGAAAAGCAUGAAAGAGAGCAUGUGAAGGAGGAACACAGAGGAUCGGGUGAGGGUGCAAACAAACGAAUGUCGCUAAAAGUUGAGGAAACCAAAAAAACACUAACGGAUGAGAAAUCCAUAAAAGACAAGUUUCGGAUUGCUUCGUUUGAAUUAAAGCGAAAACGCGUUUAUCCGCUGGAACAACGAUCGCGACACUCAGCCGAAUAUGAAUUAGCCAAAAAGAGAAGAGAGGAAAUUGAGUUGGUUUUGAGGGACGAGGAACAGCGCGACAAAAAAAGCGGACAGUCCGAGGCCACCGAUAAAAAAGUAGGAAAAACGACGGAUGAAAAAGGGGACGCGAAGAAAACUGAAUCGGAGCUAAAAGCCAGAAACGAAGAGAGGAAAAAAGACUCAAAACUUGAGAAAGUGAAGUCCGACGAGAGCUCCGGUACUACUACAAAGGCGGAAAACGGCGAAAAGCAUUCGUCCUCUGACCGAAGAAGCGAUCCAGGAAGAAAAAAAGAAAGCGAGCCAGAUUCGAGAAGACGAAACGAUUCGGACCAGGGUCUUUCGCAGUCAUCCCGAGAUACAAAACGUAGCAUACACGAGAAGAAAACGGAACAGGAUUCUACCUCACGUGACCGGAAAACACGCCGUAGUUCGUCGAGGUCUCGAGAUGAGAAGCACAGAAGCAGUUCACGGUCGCAUCGUAACGAAAAUGAACAGGAAACUCGGGAUAAACGUGUGGAAAGGCGCUCCCGUUCUACUGGACGACGUACUGCUCGCUCAAAAUCCAGGUGA